Molecule: messenger RNA, 1320 nt
Organism: Coniophora puteana RWD-64-598 SS2
Lineage: Eukaryota; Fungi; Basidiomycota; Agaricomycetes; Boletales; Coniophoraceae
Product: Aldo keto reductase
Exons: 6
Coding region: 187-1185 (332 amino acids)
Cellular component (GO): cytoplasm
Source: RefSeq, a predicted model, not a curated record
GUAACUGGCUGGCAAUAGGGAGCUUCUCCGCAAGCUUCGGCAUCGCAGGUUACGAUGACGAAUCGCCUUCGGCAGCCCCAGGUGCAUGCAUAUACAGUAUAAAAACACAGCGCUCGAGGCCAUCUGCCGCUCAAGUCUCCAACGCCCUCCAUCGAUCUAGCACAGCAACCACCACUCAGUACUCAGAUGUCUUUCCCCACCCGCAAGAUCGGCACGGACGACGUGUCUGCGAUCGGCUUCGGCGCCAUGGGCAUCUCCAUUGGCUAUGGCUCCAUCGAGUCCGACGAGGAGCGGUUCAAGGUCCUCGACGCCGCGCACGAGAGCGGAUGUACGUUCUGGGAUACGGCCAAUGUCUACGGCGACAGCGAAGAUCUGAUUGGCAAAUGGUUCAAGCGCACAGGAAAACGCGACGAUAUUUUCCUAGCGACCAAGUUCGGCAUCACGGCCAACGGCGUCGACGGCUCCCCCGAGGCCUGCCAAGCCAACUUCCAGCGCUCGCUCGAACGCCUUGGAGUCGACAAGGUCGACCUCUUCUACCUCCACAGACCCGACGUCAAUGUGCCCAUCGAAGAGACGGUGGGCGCGAUGGCCACGCUGGUUCGGGCCGGCAAAGUCAAGUACCUCGGCCUGUCCGAGUGCAGCGCCGAUACGCUGCGCCGCGCGCACAGGGUGCACCCGAUCGCGGCGCUCCAGGUCGAGUACUCGCCGUUCACGCUCGACAUCGAGGGCGAGCUGAGGCUGCUCGAGACCGCGCGCGAGCUCGGCGUGAAGAUCAUCGCUUAUUCGCCUCUUGGGCGCGGGUUGAUCACGGGCCAAUACAAAUCUCCCGAUGAUUUCGAGGAGAACGACUUCCGCCGGAUCGUGCCCAGAUACUCGAGGGAGAACUUCCCCAACAUCCUCAAGCUCGCCGACUUCCUGAAGCUGGUCGGCGAGUCCUACAACGCCACCGCGGGGCAGGUCGCGUUGGCGUGGUUGUUGGCGCAGGGCGACGACGUCAUUCCGAUCCCGGGGACCAAGAAGAUAAAAUAUCUACGAGAGAACCUGGGCGCUGUGAAUGUCAAGCUCAGCGCUGAGUCCGUCCAGGAGGUCAGGAAGCUUGCCGAGACGGCUGACUGGGCGCAGGGUACCCGGUAUCCCGAGGCGAUGAUGCGGUCAAUGUACGCUGAGACGCCAGAGUUGAAGUGAAUUCGGCUGCACUGUACAUCGUCGUUUUUGAAAACUCAGGCAAGACGUUUACUGUACGCGAAAGCGCGAAAAAGCCUCGCAAGUUUGCAUAUCCCUAAGCCCCAUUCAACAACUUAGUUCAAAGGCAAGUUUGCC